Messenger RNA from Nicotiana attenuata, 1052 nucleotides. RefSeq lists its product as uncharacterized. The transcript is spliced from 7 exons. Bases 379 to 816 code for a protein of 145 amino acids. Lineage: Eukaryota; Viridiplantae; Streptophyta; Magnoliopsida; Solanales; Solanaceae. The record is from RefSeq and is a predicted model, not a curated record.
UAUGCUCUCAAAAAUUAUUAUUGAAUAGCAGCUGGAAAUUGUCAUUAUCUCUAUGUACGCAAUGAGAGCAAUCUACAUUGCAAAGGGAAGUCCCUUGCUGCCACCAGCUUUUGCUUCUAUUUCUGAUGACUUAGCUUCAUCAUCUCUUGAUGCUUUCUUUGAUCCUUCUAGUGGGCUUCUUAAUCUUCCUGGACUCACCGUUGGUACUUUCAAACUCAUUAGUAAGUGUAUUGACGGUAAAGGGUUUUCUGGAACAAAAAGAUACUUCGGUGAUCUAGGAAAACUUUAAAAUCAGCAGGAUCAAAUAUCCUUUUUGCUGCUGUCACUGAAAUAUCAGACUCGGUUCUGAAUGGAACAGAAGCUAGCGGGUUAAACGGAAUGGUGUAUGGUUUUCAUCAAGGAAUACUUAAAUUGGCAAUGGAACCUACGCUAUUGGGGAGUGCUUUCAUGGAAGGUGGCCCUGAUCGAAAAAUUAGGCUCGAUCGAAGUCCAAGGGUUGAUGAGCUUUACAUUGAAGGGUAUCUGCAAGCCAUGUUAGAUACAUUGUAUAAGCAAGAAUACCUGACAGUCAGAGUCAUUGACAACCAGGUUAUCCUCAAGAACCUACUACCAAGCAGUUCUCUUAUAGAGGAGAUUGUGGAACGUGUGAAGGGAUUUCUUGUGAGAAAAACGUUGUUGAAAGGAGAUCCUUCAAUAGCUUCUCGCUCCUUGGGUCACAUUAGAGGGGAAUGUGCACAAGAUAAAGGUCCAAAUAUAUCCAAACAGCAGGACGUUGAACACAAAACACGAAAGUUUACUACCCUAAAGGAGACAUGAAAAAUACAUAUAGCAGUAAUUUACUCCGAGUAACAAAUUUCACAUCAAGAUGCUACACCAGCAAGAAUUUUGAAAUGUAUUAGACAAACUUGUAUAGCGAGUAUAUUUAGAUGGUUGUAGUAUGUAAAAUGUAAAUGCUAUGAUAUAUGUAGGAGGUAAGGCACAUGUCCCCCUCCUUGUGUUGGACAUGUUAUUGAAAUCUGCAUCAAGGUCUUAGUGAUUUAACCUUGAUGUGU